AUGCGUCCGGUGGAAAAUCCCCGUCAACGUGGGUUUGUGUUAAUUGAAGUACUUACGGGCAAGAAAACAUUCACAUUAUUGCUGGAUGCCGUUCAUCAAGAACAGAGCUUAUAUAAAAACACAACUCCAGUGGAACGUGUUAUCGAACGGCACGUGUUCUCUGGGGUACAGAUUCCGGGCUACGAGUGGAAAUUGAAAUAUCACCGGGGUCGUGCCGCCCGCUUCAACUACAAGUAUCGUGUGCUAUGUUCCGAACACUACUACGACUACACAUGUGCCAAGUUCUGCAGGCCUCGGAACGACAUGUUUGGCCACUACAGUUGUGACGAGCAGGGUGACAAAGUCUGUUUGGACGGAUGGCAUGGACCUACAUGUGAGACAGCUACUUGUAAGCUAGGGUGCCAUCCAGAACAUGGAUUCUGCAGUGUUCCCGGCGAAUGCAAGUGUCGUCCUGGUUGGAAAUCCGAAUUAUGUGAUCAAUGUAUGCCGUAUCCUGGCUGCAAACAUGGCUACUGCAACGGUUCACCAUGGCAAUGCAUCUGUGAUAUAAACUGGGGUGGCAUACUUUGCGACGGUGAUAUAAAUGAGUGUGAGUCUAAUCCUUGUGAAAACAGUGGGACGUGUUUAGAUCUUGUGGAUGGUUAUCGAUGUCUUUGUGAUCCGGGAUGGCAAGGGAAUCGUUGCCAAUUUGAUGCCGAUGAAUGUGAUGUCAGUCCGUGCGUAAAUGCCAUCAGCUGUCGCAACUUGGUGGGAGACUAUCAAUGCACUUGCCUGCCUGGCUGGAACGGCAAGAAUUGCGACCAGAACCUCAACGAUUGCACGGGACAGUGCAUGAACGGGGCCACUUGCAUUGAUCUCGUGAACGAUUACCACUGCGCUUGCUUGCCUGGAUUCACUGGACGCGAAUGCCAGACAAACAUCAAUGAAUGUGCCAGCUCUCCCUGCCUCAAUGGAGGGGAGUGUGUCGAUCUGGUGGCUGAUUAUCGCUGCAUUUGCUCAGUUGGAUACAAAGGAUAUCGUUGCGAAAUUGAUGAUGAUCUAUGCCAUCCAAACCCUUGUCAAAAUGGAGCUUCUUGCUUCAAUUUGCAGAUCGAUUACACGUGUGUUUGCCCUCAAGGUUUUCAAGGAAAAAAUUGCUCAACUCCGAGGGUUCCGUGUCGAAGUCCUCCUUGUGAAACCAACUCAGACAAAUGUGCCACCAUGUCCCCCAACUCAUCCGCUGGAUUGAGGCACGUGUCUUCCAGCUUAUGUGGCGACCAUGGAAAAUGCGUCAGUGACCACUUGGGAGGGUUCACGUGCGUAUGUGAUGUGGGAUACACUGGAAGAUACUGCCAUGAAAAUAUUAACGACUGCGCUUCUUCGCCCUGUAAAAACGGUGGAACAUGUGUAGAUGGUUUGAACUCCUUCCAGUGCUUUUGUCAGGAAGGCUGGGAAGGAAGAUACUGCCAAAUAAAUAAAAAUGAUUGUGACCCUAGUCCCUGCAGUAACAAUGGAAGCUGUAUAGAUGGCAUCGCAGACUACAUAUGCAACUGUAAAGAUGGCUGGAAAGGGAAAACUUGCAAUUUACGACACAGCCAUUGUGAUCUUAGUACAUGUCAAAAUGGUGGGACUUGUUUAGACCUUGGUGAUGCCUUUGUAUGUCGAUGCAAAUCUGGUUGGGAAGGUCACACUUGCCAAAUAGCCAAAAAUCCUAGCUGCCAUUCAAGUCCUUGUCAAAAUGGUGCAACUUGUGUUAACAUUGGGACAAACUUCCUCUGCAUUUGCCGAGAAGGAUUUGAGGGACCUUUGUGCCAAUAUGAUUCGGACGACUGCAACCCCAAUCCUUGUCAAAAUAACGGCACCUGUAUUGAUGGUGUGAACUGGUUUCUCUGUAAAUGCGCACCUGGAUUUAUUGGACCGGAUUGCCGGAUUAACAUCAACGAGUGUGCUUCAUCCCCUUGCGGCAAUGGUGGAACUUGUAUCGAUGAAAUUGGAAACUAUCGAUGCGUUUGUCCACCACACUUCACUGGUCGAACUUGCAAUACAUCUAUUUUGCCACCUGACGUAGGAGGUUACUGUCUUUGGAAAGGUCAAAUUCAUCUGGACAGUAAUGUUUGGAAUGAUGAAUGCAACACUUGUAUUUGUGUCCGAGGAAAAUCUCACUGCACUAGAAUAUGGUGCAGCCCGCAACUAUGCGACCUUGACCCGAACUCAACGAGACAACUUUGUCCACCAGGAGAGACAUGCAAAUCCCUCUCAUUGGAUGCCUGCUUCACCCCUCCGUGUCACAAUUUCGGAAGAUGUCGAAGAAAUCACAACAAGUCCGAGGCUCUUUCUCAAGAAAUGACCUUGGCUGGAAAAUGUCAACCUAAUAAUGCUCGUCUCAGCAAUAAUUGUGCUAAAAUAACCCUUUUCUUCAACAAGGAACAAAUGCCUACUGGAAUACUCGUGGAAGAGAUUUGCAGUCAAGUGCGAAAACUUCCUCUCUCAUAUAUUUUACUAAGUACUAGAAGCGAAGAAAGAAUUAUUAUUCUAUGCAGCAUAAAGGCAAAUGAAAAUGACACCAUUGAAGUUGCAAUUUCUACUUCGGGUAAGCCUACAUUAGAGACAUUUCACAUGGUGAGCAACAUCACGAAACAAAUAGGAGAUCUAAUCAGUAGGAAACAUCACAACACUUCGAUUCUGUCUAAUGUUAUGGAAGUCAAAGUGGAGACUUCAAUGGUCAAAGACCCUGCUAAAGAAAAAGCAAACUAUGUCCCUGUGCUAAUAGCCCUGCUGUCGGUUGUGAUCUUCGUCUGCGCUGUUGCUGGUAUCCUGUGGUACUAUAGGCACCGUUGCCGGAAAAAGACGGAACGCAGUCCGAACAGCAGUUCCCUUCCUCGGUCUUACAGCACCAAGCUGGAUCACACCGAAGAGAAAGCGAACAAUGAGAACAAUUUGUGUCGCUACCACAACGCUUUCCAGAACCCAACCCGUGACCAGUGCUCGUACACACCUGCUGGAUCCUCGGAAAUGAUCGAUUUCGAUCCAGACAAGACUGACUUACCAAAAAAAAUUUACAAAAGUAAAUUGCCAGAUACUUACGUGAACUCUACCAUAUCUAGUGAAAAAGACUGCGAAAAGAACAAUACGCUACGGAAACUUUCGAACCAUAUGAAAAGCAAAGCAACAGGUGUUGUCAUUUAG
Messenger RNA from Uloborus diversus, 3165 nucleotides. Its product is annotated as protein jagged-1-like. The transcript has 19 exons. Gene Ontology annotation, cellular component: membrane. NCBI's taxonomy places the organism in Eukaryota, Metazoa, Arthropoda, Arachnida, Araneae, Uloboridae. The coding region runs from base 1 to 3165 and encodes 1054 amino acids. Gene Ontology annotation, biological process: Notch signaling pathway; cell communication. The record is from RefSeq and is a predicted model, not a curated record. Gene Ontology annotation, molecular function: Notch binding; calcium ion binding.